AUGACCGAAACGAUGAAACUGCAGCAACGCAAGGGAUCCCGGAAACCCCACCAAGCUGGGCCUACCAGAGACCCUCCUGAUCUUAUUAUUUCCUACGUGACAAGCAAUCUCAUAGAUGCUUAUUUUGAGCUUUAUCAUAUUCACUACCCUGUCUUACACGAGAAGACGUUCAGGGAGAGGGUCACUUCACAAAGCAAAUUUUCCCCUCCAUGGAGGGUCACCUACUACCUGGUUCUUGCCAUUGGCCAAUUCUGUUCCUCGAACACAGAGUCCGAAUAUCCAGAAACGUCGGAAUUCUACAAUGCAGCCCGGGCAGGGCUAUCACUUCAGAUGCUGGAAUCAGGUAGUGUCGAGACUGUUCAAGCCUUUCUGCUUCUCGGGAACUAUCUACAGAAGAAAGACCGAACGAACACCGGGUACAACUAUAUUGGCCUUGCUUACCGACUUGCUCUCGGAAUUGGAUUACAUCGCGAGGUGACCGGUGCUCAAAAUACCAUUGGCCAUGAGCGAAGGCGACAGCUUUUCUGGACUAUGUACUGCUUCGAAAGUGGAUUCAAUAUCACAACUGGCCGACCGCCAACUAUGACAGAUGGAUUUAUCGAUAUCAGUCUCCCUCGUAAUAUUGAUGACGCGGGUCUGUCGCUUGAAUCCCCCGUACCCGAAGAAGUGGACUACCCGACGAUUUAUUCCGUGAUAAUUUCCCAUGCCAAGCUUGCCCGGAUUGCAGACACUAUAUACCACGAGUACUUGUUGGCAAAAACCGCUGGCUCUAGGAUAGAGUACCGACUCGCUGAAUUACUGGAACGAGAUUUGACAAAUUGGCGAAAGACACUGCCGAGCUACUUCACUUUGGCAGGAGCUCCGCCCUGGUUCCUCGCACCACGUUCAGUUCUUCGAUGGAAGGAGCAGAAUCUUCGAAUCCUACUUUGGCGCGGCAGUCAAAAGUAUCACAGCUACCUUCCGACGAGAUUUAGUGCCGAAGAUAAAUGCUUGGACGUGGCUAUGGAGAGUGUGCACGAUAUCGCGACAUUUUGGAGGACCUACGAAAACGCAUCCUACCACAUGGUAUGGUACGCGACGUACUGCCUGCUUCAGGCGACGCUGGUGAUUUUGGUAUUGUUUCUCGGCAAAGGCACGCAAUAUCAAUCUAGCCAAGAACUACCGUUGUGGCAUCAUUCGGUCUUUGAGGCUCGAGACUGCUUUCGACAACUAGCAAAGAGGAGCGUCUCGGCCAGACGCUGCCUCGAAAUGCUCGAUCGAAUUUGCACCAGAUUCGAAUCACUCCCGAUGUUAAAUUUGGCACUCGACUCUAAAGACACUCUCCUGCCAAAUAACACAAGCUCGGAGGUGCAGAUGCCGCUCUUCAACGAUAUCGCGCAGCAAAUGCCGGAGCUAACAGACCCAUUAAGUGAAAAUAAUCUUAUUUUUGGCGAAAAUGGGCAGGUCAACAUGAAUGAUGACACUGGUGAUGACCUCCGCAUGUUCAUGAAUGAGGUGUCUCUUGAUUUUAUGGGAAAUAUGCCGCUUGACUUGCUUUUUAAUGAUUGGGUAGACUACUCAUGA
Molecule: messenger RNA, 1563 nt
Organism: Penicillium waksmanii
Lineage: Eukaryota; Fungi; Ascomycota; Eurotiomycetes; Eurotiales; Aspergillaceae
Product: fungal specific transcription factor domain-containing protein
Exons: 2
Coding region: 1-1563 (520 amino acids)
Biological process (GO): positive regulation of transcription from RNA polymerase II promoter by galactose; DNA-templated transcription
Cellular component (GO): nucleus
Molecular function (GO): DNA-binding transcription factor activity, RNA polymerase II-specific; zinc ion binding; RNA polymerase II cis-regulatory region sequence-specific DNA binding
Source: RefSeq, a predicted model, not a curated record